ACAUGGCCUCUGCCGCUUCCUAAGCAGAGGCAACAUGGCGGCCUCAGCAAGCUGUAGCUGCGAGAUUUGAAUUACUCCACUCCUAGCUAUUACAUUCCUGACGAUGGCCUCUGUGGCUUCGUGCGAUUCGCGUCCGAGCUCAGACGAGCUCCCUGGAGACCCCUCUUCACAAGAAGAAGAUGAGGACUAUGAUUUUGAAGAUCGGGUCAGCGGCUCGGGUUCAUAUUCCUCAGCGAGUAGCGAUUAUGAUGAUCUUGAGCCUGAAUGGCUGGACAGUGUGCAGAAAAAUGGAGAGCUGUUCUAUUUGGAAUUGAGUGAGGAUGAAGAAGAAAGCCUCCUUCCUGAGACACCAACUGUGAACCAUGUCAGGUUCAGUGAAAAUGAGAUUAUCAUUGAAGAUGAUUACAAAGAAAGAAAAAAGUAUGAACCCAAACUCAAGCAGUUUACCAAAAUUUUAAGAAGGAAAAGACUUUUACCCAAGCGCUGCAAUAAAAAAAAUAGCAAUGACAAUGGACCAGUAUCCAUUCUAAAGCAUCAGUCCAAUCAGAAGACAGGAGUCAUUGUCCAACAACGGUACAAAGAUGUGAAUGUUUAUGUAAACCCCAAAAAGCUAACUGUCAUCAAAGCCAAAGAGCAGCUGAAGCUUCUGGAAGUGCUGGUUGGAAUUAUUCAUCAGACCAAGUGGAGCUGGAGAAGAACUGGAAAGCAGGGUGAUGGAGAGAGGCUUGUGGUCCAUGGCCUGCUGCCAGGGGGAUCUGCUAUGAAGAGCGGUCAGGUACUCAUUGGUGAUGUCCUUGUUGCUGUGAAUGAUGUUGAUGUUACUACUGAAAACAUUGAGAGAGUUCUGUCUUGCAUUCCUGGACCUAUGCAGGUGAAACUGACAUUUGAAAAUGCAUAUGCUGUGAAAAAGGAGACAUCCCAACCAAGACAGAAAAAGACACAGUUGAACACAAGUGAUUUAGUCAAGCUUCUCUGGGGAGAAGAGGUUGAAGGUAUCCAGCAGAGCAGCCUAAACACUCCUCAUAUCAUUAUGUAUCUCACGCUACAGUUCGACUCAGAAACCUCAAAGGAAGAGCAGGAAAUUCUUUAUCAUUAUCCAAUGUCUGAAGCAUCUCAGAAACUUAAAAGUGUGAGAGGGAUUUUUCUCACACUCUGUGACAUGCUGGAAAACGUAACUGGGACACAAGUUACUAGCUCAUCCCUCCUUUUAAAUGGAAAACAAAUUCAUGUGGCUUAUUGGAAAGAAUCUGACAAGUUGUUGCUAAUUGGCCUGCCUGCUGAAGAAGUUCCUCUUCCUCGGCUAAGGAACAUGAUAGAAAAUGUCAUCCAAACCUUAAAAUUUAUGUAUGGUUCUUUAGAUAGUGCCUUUUGCCAGAUUGAGAAUGUUCCUCGUUUGGAUCAUUUUUUUAACUUGUUCUUUCAAAGAGCACUUCAGCCUGCGAAACUGCAUUCCGGUGCCAGUCCCAGUGCUCAGCAGUACGAUGCUUCCAGUGCAGUACUUUUAGACAACCUCCCUGGAGUCCGGUGGCUCACACUUCCACUGGAAAUCAAGAUGGAAUUAGACAUGGCAUUAAGUGACUUGGAGGCUGCAGAUUUUGCAGAACUGUCCGAAGAUUACUAUGACAUGAGGCGGCUGUAUACAAUUUUGGGGUCUUCUCUAUUUUACAAGGGUUAUUUGAUAUGCAGCCAUUUGCCCAAGGAUGAUCUUAUUGAUAUUGCCGUAUACUGUCGCCACUAUUGCCUGCUGCCUUUAGCAGCAAAACAAAGAAUUGGUCAGUUGAUAAUAUGGAGAGAAGUGUUUCCUCAGCAUCACCUCCGACCUUUGGCAGACUCAAGCACUGAAGUCUUUCCGGAACCUGAAGGAAGAUAUUUUUUGCUAGUUGUUGGCUUGAAACAUUAUAUGCUAUGUGUACUAUUAGAAGCUGGAGGUUGUGCAUCCAAAGCUAUUGGGAGUCCUGGACCAGACUGUAUAUAUGUGGAUCAGGUCAAAACAACUCUUCACCAGCUGGAUGGAGUAGAUUCUCGCAUAGAUGAACGGCUAGCAUCUUCUCCAGUCCCCUGUUUGUCUUGUGCUGACUGGUUCCUUACUGGAUCACGUGAAAAAACAGAUAGCUUGACCACUUCACCUAUUCUCAGUAGGCUACAAGGUACUUCCAAAGUAGCAACUUCUCCAACAUGCAGAAGAACCCUUUUUGGUGACUAUUCCUUAAAGACACGUAAGCCUAGUCCUUCCCGUAGUAGUGGAGGAUCUGACAACGGUUGUGAAGGUGGAGAAGAUGAUGGCUUUAGCCCCCAUACUACACCGGACGCAGUACGGAAGCAAAGAGAAUCUCAGGGCUCUGAUGGUUUAGAAGAAAGUGGGACCUUGCUUAAGGUCACUAAAAAGAAGUCUACUCUUCCAAAUCCAUUUCAUUUGGGAAACUUGAAAAAGGACCUUCCAGAAAAAGAAUUAGAACAGUAUAACACAGUGAAACUGACAUCUGGUCCUGAGAACACACUUUUCCACUAUGUUGCCUUAGAAACAGUGCAAGGAAUCUUUAUUACUCCUACCCUUGAAGAGGUGGCACAGCUAAGUGGCUCUAUCCACCCUCAGCUAAUAAAGAAUUUCCAUCAGUGUUGUCUUUCCAUUCGUGCAGUUUUCCAACAGACAUUGGUGGAAGAGAAAAAGAAAGGACUAAAUAGUGGAGACCAUUCAGAUUCUGCAAAGUCGGUGUCUUCUCUUAACCCUGUUAAAGAACAUGGUGUGUUGUUUGAAUGUUCGCCUGGAAACUGGACUGAUCAGAAAAAAGCACCACCAGUUAUGGCUUACUGGGUAGUAGGGAGACUUUUUCUUCAUCCAAAACCUCAAGAACUUUAUGUCUGUUUUCAUGACUCAGUCACAGAAAUUGCCAUUGAAAUAGCUUUUAAAUUGUUCUUUGGGUUAACCUUGUAGCUGUGCUUUCUUGACGUGUAGAAACACGUGCAUAGAGGAUCAAACACUGUCAGAAAUCAAUACACAAAGAGAUGAAGUUUAGCUUCUUUUUACUUUUCAAUAUUGAACGUAAUAUUGUUAAGUGUUGAGAUGAAAUGCUGUUGGAUUUGAUACAUUAAAUCUUAAUGUAAUAUUUUAAGACUUUUGAGAAUAUACUUGAUUAAAAUGUGAAAGAAGGGAUUGUUAACUUAUUGCUAUUUUGGUAUAUAAUGUUAAUUUAUUGACUAGUUUGAAAUAAUGUGAAGUGUUUUUUAUAUAAGAUUAAUAUAGGAAAUGUUUAUUCUUGAAAAA
Symphalangus syndactylus (siamang) is the source of this 3262-nucleotide messenger RNA. It is a transcript of the gene INTU, whose product is annotated as inturned planar cell polarity protein. Gene Ontology annotation, molecular function: protein binding. Lineage: Eukaryota; Metazoa; Chordata; Mammalia; Primates; Hylobatidae. Gene Ontology annotation, biological process: cilium assembly; nervous system development; vesicle-mediated transport. The record is from RefSeq and is a predicted model, not a curated record. Gene Ontology annotation, cellular component: cilium; cytoplasm.